Aspergillus vadensis CBS 113365 is the source of this 1101-nucleotide messenger RNA. RefSeq lists its product as uncharacterized. NCBI's taxonomy places the organism in Eukaryota, Fungi, Ascomycota, Eurotiomycetes, Eurotiales, Aspergillaceae. The transcript is spliced from 6 exons. The record is from RefSeq and is a predicted model, not a curated record. The coding region runs from base 1 to 1101 and encodes 366 amino acids.
AUGGUUGUUAAACCAGGCGAUGGGGAUUCUCCCCCACCAAUCAAGCGUUCCUUUGGGCAGGAUUUCUUCUCAAAAAUCGGGAAUAAGAUCAAAGACCUUUUCAUGAAGAGAAUGCCAGGGUUUAUGGAUGUAAUCUCCGAUUAUUUGGUGAAAAGACUCUUUAGAUUUGCCGAGAAGCUUACGCAGCGCUCUGUCCCUUCCUCGAAACCGCAAGAGAUCAUUGAGAAUCCUCAAACCGAGGACGACUUCAAGAAAAACGUGGAUUUCUUGGUCAGACAGAGCAAUCUUGGUGAUCAUACCAGUCAACUCAACGAGUCGUAUCUCCGUGAAGUAGCGAAGAAAGCCGCUCAACUCAAGAAUGACCCGAAAAACCAUCUAAACAACCCGGAUCAGAUCACCACGCUCACCCAGCUAGCCCUCUAUCACCCGGUUCUCUAUUGUGAUGAUAGUCUUUCAAUGAGCACGACUAUAAAAGGCUCUGACAAAAAGAGGCUAGAGGCACUGCAGGAGUUGGUCAAGCGAAUCAUCAGCGUGGCGACCAGAGCGGUGCCAGACAACCCCAAAGAGCCCGGCGAAAAGCUUGAAGGUGCCUCCUUGCGAUUCAUAAACUCGGACGCUGAACACACCAUUCGCAAGCUGGAAGAUCUAAGUCAAGUGAACUACAAGGCUGACGAUUAUACUCCCUUGGGCACUCAACUUGACAAGAGGAUCCUGAAACCAUUCAUAUAUGACUUUCUCGAUACCGGAAAGGUGCUGCCACGACCACUGCUCAUUUUCACAAUCACCGAUGGUGAGCCAUCAACAGAAGCUCACGAUACAUUCCGGGAAAAGAUUGUUGAAUGUAUGCAGUUUCUUACUAAACACGAAUACCCCAGGGAGCUUGUGAACUUCAAUAUUAGUCAGGUUGGCAAUGAUAGCAACGCAGGGAAGUUUCUGGAGAGCCUGAAGAAUGACAAUGAAAUCCAGGAUAUUCUUCAUUGUACUGCAGAACACUUGGACGAACGAUUCGAAGAAUUGAGGGCAAACGAGAGGGAUCUGGAGAGAUGGGUGCUCGAAAUGCUAUCGAGACAGAUUCGAAUCAAGAAACCAGAAUCCACAUAG